Molecule: messenger RNA, 1380 nt
Organism: Salvia miltiorrhiza (redroot sage)
Lineage: Eukaryota; Viridiplantae; Streptophyta; Magnoliopsida; Lamiales; Lamiaceae
Product: protein FAR1-RELATED SEQUENCE 5-like
Exons: 5
Coding region: 170-910 (246 amino acids)
Source: RefSeq, a predicted model, not a curated record
AGCGAGUCAAGCUGCGUCGUGUUUCAGACAACUACUCAAAUUCCACGUCUUAUAAAUUCCGAUUUCUUUUAUUUUUAUACUAUAUUGGGUAAUUCAAACCGAAUAUGGUAAUGAUAAAUUGAGAGAUCAAAGCUCAAAUAAUCUGAAUAAUCGUGAUUUUCAAAUUGAAAUGGCAAAGGAAGAAAGAAAUUCGGAAAUUCAAGCAGACCUUUUGAGAAAUCGAAAACCAAUAAAUUGCAGAGGGGUUGAGAUAAGCAGCAGCAGCAUGGAUGUGGAAGCUACACCGGAUGGUGGUAAUGGAUUGAUGGAAGCAUCAGUAGCAGGGGACUUUGCGACAUGUGAAGCCGAGAGAAACGCAGAACCUUAUGUUGGUAUGGUGUUUGAAACAGAAGCUGCUGCUAGAGCAUACUACAAUGAAUAUGCUGGCCGGGCAGGUUUUUUGACCCGCAUUAUAUCAUCCCGUAAAUCAGAGCGUGAUGGUUCAAUCGUGUCACGUGGGCUUGGUUGUAGAAACAUUCCUAAUAUCCAAAAGUCAGGUAAUAUCUCAAAUGAAGGGGGACAAAAACGAAGGGAUGGUUGUACUGCAAUACUCUUAGUAAAACGAGAGAAUGGAGGGAGGUGGGUUGUCAGGAAAUUUGUGCGAGACCACAAUCAUUCUUUGGUAGCUUCAUUGCCUAAGAGACGCCCUACUUUUGAUGAGAAAGACAAAAGGAUUCAGGAGUUAACUGCUGAACUCCGGGUAAAGAAACGUCUAAGUGCAGCAUAUAGGGAGCAGCUACUUAUUCUCAUGAAAGAUGUUGAAAAUCAUACUGAUCAUCUAACAUCGAAAGUUCAAAUGACCCGUAAUAAUCUAAAGGAACUCGAAGCGAGAAGGCAGCAGCUUUCAAACCACAACAAACCAAGUUUGUAGGAUGCAGGAAAAGCAGUGGCAAGCCAGCCUCUGUAGACGCUUACAGUUAACCUGAAGGAAGAAACUGUUGAAGCUGCCGAGCAAUCAAAAGGCAUCUUGAGUUGAGGUUGCGAUAAAUAUAUAAUUGUCGAAGUCCAGAUUGUUUGGUGUGAUCUUCAUUCAUUGGUAGAAAACCUAUCAUUUCAACUGAGAAUUGAUCAAAUUUCUUCAUACUUAUAAGAAGUACUAUACAAAUCUUGAAGAUUGUUUUCUACGACAUACAAAUAUAUAUAGUGGGUUGUUUGUGUGCUCUCCUAAGACCCAUGCUUGGUGAGGAGGAGAUCAAUGUGAAAUGAUUUAUGGAUGAACUGCUAUGCCCCAUAGCUCUAUGGGGAGGUUGCGCCUCAAUGUAUCUCAAACCUUCCUCGUCAUUUAGGUAACAUUCAACGAAUUUCACUCUCUUUUAUGAUGAGCAUCAUUUGUGACCAUUA